AUGAAGCGGGAAUUGCGCAGUAUGUGCGGAGGUAAAGAAUUGCAAGAAGUCCUGUUCCCCUCCCCCCAUGUCUUCAUACGGUGGCCCGGAACUGGCUCGCAGACUGCCAUCAUUGCUUCAGGUCGUGGUAGGGGGUUCGCCUCCUUCCAUUCAAGUCUCCACGAUAAGCGGCAGGAUGGCCUGACCUCAUUGGUCCGUGUUCCUUCUAAGGACGAGCCUUCAGGAGCGGAGAUAGCUCCCACUGUUCUCCUGCCCUCAAUCGCAAGAAAGUUGAGGAAGGAAGAAGACCAGCAGGAAGAAGAUAGGAGACCUGAAGGCCUUUGA
Messenger RNA from Nezara viridula (southern green stink bug), 324 nucleotides. Lineage: Eukaryota; Metazoa; Arthropoda; Insecta; Hemiptera; Pentatomidae. The record is from the annotation of a GenBank genome assembly.